Messenger RNA from Phanerochaete carnosa HHB-10118-sp, 1419 nucleotides. RefSeq lists its product as uncharacterized. NCBI's taxonomy places the organism in Eukaryota, Fungi, Basidiomycota, Agaricomycetes, Polyporales, Phanerochaetaceae. Bases 183 to 644 code for a protein of 153 amino acids. The record is from RefSeq and is a predicted model, not a curated record. The transcript has a single exon.
CCAGACAAAGAUCAUAGAGAACUCAACAAUGGUCGCGAAGGAUUAUGUGAACGGCGAAUACGACAACGAGCAAGGGUUCGAUCCAAUGGACAUGGUUCGCUUCUGCUACCUUCACAUCCGGCUUUACACGGAGCACGUGAACGAAGAUCCACGGACCAUGAAGAUGCUGUUUUUGUCGGGUUAUGGCGAGACGCUUCCUAGGCCAACCGUGUGGACAAGCCUCUGGAACAUUCAACAAGAUAACUGCCGCCUUACGCAAAUACUUUGCCGAGAAAGGAUGGCAAGCCGAGGGCACAAAAUUCUAUUUGUGGGUCCCUACGUCUCUCACUCCGGAUGAACUGCUCGCCGAAGAUCAAAAGCUCGCCGGCCACUGUCUUGGGGUCAUGGAGUCGUUUGAGCUCGGCGGCGGCACGUCGGGUUCCGACGUACCUGGACACAAGUCAGCCUUCCCAGAUGGACUCAUCGCCGCGCUCGGCCUCUUCAUCUUGCCAGAGGACUACUCGAGAUACCCGAGGCUCACGAGGCUCCAGGGGCGGAAGCACCAACCGGUAGUCGGGCCCACGAAUCUCUCUAACUCCGCGGUUGCGCCACCACCAACGGGUGUCGCCGCGCCGCCGCCGGCCUUGCAAGUUAGUGCGGGAUAGGCUGUCGCAGAAAGGGAGAUCUAGUAGCAUUAUCCGAUACGCGCGGGAGCUGCAGGCGGAUUUGUGCGCUGCGGGGAGGAGCGGACGCGCAGAGGAAGGGCUGGCGAACGAAGAAUAGCGCGCAAUUAGUCGUAACGCCUCUUAUAGGGCCUAGGUGCGCUUUGAAGAAGCCGGCGACGUACGACGAGAUGAACGAAAAGGACGGUGCAGGCGGAGACGAUGUGACGAAAGAUGAGCCGGGCGAAGACAAUGUGUAAGUUGGCGAAAGGGGAUGUUGACACAGCUCUAGCGAGAGGAAAUGCCAGAAGUAAGGUCGAAGGUCGCAGUGAGAGGCUCGCAUAUAUCUAAACUUUGCUCCUCUGAGGAUACCGAAACGCUGAUUUAGCUGCAAAGAUACGUCGGUACGGUAGUGCAUGCGUACUCAGCGACGGAGUUGAAUGUCGUGCGCGGUAUCGACGAGCUCUUCGGUCGGCCGGCGUAUAAGUUUGUUUGCUGGGCGAGAGCACGCAGCGGACAAGUUCGGAGUUUGCCGUGAAAGUAAACUAGAAGAGGCCAACAACAUUGGACGAGUCGGCAAUGAUGAUACCGUACGUCGAUGCGCUGCCUGCGGUGGACUUGAGGCCACUAAUUUGCGAGUGAAAUGAGCGGAGAACUGGUUGCAUGUUAAAGUUGUGGCUGUAUGCGUAGUUGACUGUGCGGGAAGCUUGUGUAUGUCGAGAUGGUUAUAGCUGCACCCGGGCACAGCCGAGAGCUGGACCUGCGAAUAUGUGCCAUA